AUGGGAGCCCCAUCGAAGUCGGGUCGGCUUGCCGGACCGUCGGAGAUGCCCAUCAAGGUUGAGGAGCCUACCUCGGCUGAAACGCGGUGGUUGUGGGACAAGCGCUAUGAUAGUAACAAUCCACUCUACCUUAGUGGGAGGAAGGACCCUAAGGCGCAAGCCGACCGGACUCAGAAAGGUACGGAUUUCGAUCCGGUGCUGGUGGCCCAUACGGCGACCCGGGUAAGAUUAGCUCUGCCUGAACCUCUGUGGCUCUUAAAUAGCGCCUAG
Messenger RNA from Macrosiphum euphorbiae (potato aphid), 270 nucleotides. Lineage: Eukaryota; Metazoa; Arthropoda; Insecta; Hemiptera; Aphididae. The record is from the annotation of a GenBank genome assembly.